Messenger RNA from Cuscuta epithymum, 1174 nucleotides. Lineage: Eukaryota; Viridiplantae; Streptophyta; Magnoliopsida; Solanales; Convolvulaceae. The record is from the annotation of a GenBank genome assembly.
CCGAAAUUUCGGAUAUAAACGUUGACCCAAUGUAUUAUGCUGCAGUGAGGGAUUUUAUGAUGCAUGGCCCUUGCGAUAAUGAUGCAAAGUCUGCGCCUUGCAUGGUUGACGGUAAAUGUACCAAGCACUUUCCUAAAAAAUGGUGUGCAGAGACAACAGUGGACGACGACGGUUAUCCAAUGUAUAAGAGGAGAUAUGAUGACCGCAGAAUAACCAAUAAUAAGGUUGAUUUGGACAAUAGGUUUGUUGUUACGCACAGUCGUUAUUUAUUGAUGAAAUAUGGAGCCCAUAUGAACGUAGAGCGGUGUAAUCAGUCAAGGUCAAUCAAAUAUUUGUUUAAAUACAUAAACAAAGGCCGUGACUGGGUCAUGGCAGGGUUUUACCAGACAGUUGAUGGUGAUGCAGGACAAAAGCCAGUUGAUGAGAUACAAAUGUACUAUGAAUACAGAUACAUUUCUGCUUGCGAGGCUGCUUGGCGCAUAUUUGGGUUUGAAAUUCAAUAUAAGACCCCGCAUGUUGAACGUCUGAGCUUCCAUUUACCGGAAGAGCAAAGUGUUGUUUUUCGCGAUGAUCAGCCACUGGAUUCAGUGGUUCGCGCAUCUUCUGUUAAGGAUAGUAUGUUCACGGCAUGGAUGGAGGCCAAUAAGAAGUACCCGGAAGCAAGACUUUUGACGUAUGCAGAGUUUCCUCAGAAGAUUGUUUGGAAAAAGAAGACAAGAGAAUGAGCUCCCAGAAAACAACCAUUCGCUAUUGGUAAAGUCUACUAUGUCCAUCCCGGUAGCGGUGAAUCUUAUUACAUCCGAUGUCUUUUGAAUCACAUUCGUGGUGCAACAAGUCAUCAGGAUUUGAGAACCUUGAAUGGUGUCAAUUAUGAUUUUUUUCGUGAUGUGUGCUAUGCAUUGGGCUUGCUCGACGAUGAUAAAGAAUUCAUUGAUGCUUUUGUUGAGGCAAGUCAUUUCUCGUCUGCCUAUUGUUUGAGGAUUCUAUUUGUAAUAUUGUUAUGGACAGAGUCAAUGGCUAAACCGGAGUACGCUUGGAAAAAAUAUUGGUCUUUCAUGGCUAAUGACAUACAAUAUAUGUGAAGGCGAAUAUUACAGCAUCCAGAUCUAAUUCUUUCUAACGACCAAUUAGAGAGGUUUGCUUUGGAAGAAAUAGAAAGGUUGUUACAAACCCG